CCAGUAUGGUAAACAGUCUGAAGCAACAAGAAAAUUCGAGCUUCUUCUAGCUAUCUCUGAAACCUGAGACUGAGAGCACAACAUUCCAUAAAGAAAUGGCAUUGGUUCUCUUCCUUGUGUUUUCACUUUUGCUACGAGGAGCCUUUGGAGAAUUAAUAUGCGAAGAAUUGCCAGCUGAAAUGUGCGCAUUUUCAAUUUCAUCCUCGGGGAAGAGAUGCUUGUUGGAGACUUAUGCACCAACCGAUGCAACGACCAAGUACCAGUGCAAGACAUCUGAAGUUGCGGUGAACAUUAACAUGAAUGGACACGUCGAGACUGAGGAGUGCAUCAAGGCAUGUGGGCUUCAAAGAAACGUUGUUGGGAUUUCAUCAGAUACCCUCCUUGAUUCCGGAUUCGCAUCCGAGCUUUGCUCUCAGGAUUGUUCAGAGAACUGCCCCAACAUUGUUGAUCUUUACAACGAUUUGGCUCUGGCGGAAGGCCUGAAUUUGUCAGAAAUGUGCAAGGCACUGAAAAACAGCCCACGCCGUAUCAUGGCUCAGGUCCGAAGUUCAGGUUCUGCCUCAGGUCCUGCCUCUUCUGCUGCUGCUCCAUUUGCAGCUGAAGCAUUGAAUCCUGCCUCAGUUGAAUCAUUAUACUCCGCUGCAUGGGCUCCUGCUCCCCUGUUAAAUUAAUCUCAAAAUUAUGAAUUUGCUGCUAUGUAUGUAAUAUAUUUGACGAAUUUAUUCUGAUGGAGUAAUAUGUUUUAAGUCCGAAUUUCAUA
This is a messenger RNA of Coffea arabica (coffee), 760 nucleotides long. RefSeq lists its product as uncharacterized. The record is from RefSeq and is a predicted model, not a curated record. NCBI's taxonomy places the organism in Eukaryota, Viridiplantae, Streptophyta, Magnoliopsida, Gentianales, Rubiaceae.